This is a messenger RNA of Ylistrum balloti, 2322 nucleotides long. Its product is annotated as corepressor interacting with RBPJ 1-like. The coding region runs from base 44 to 1561 and encodes 505 amino acids. The transcript is spliced from 10 exons. The record is from RefSeq and is a predicted model, not a curated record. NCBI's taxonomy places the organism in Eukaryota, Metazoa, Mollusca, Bivalvia, Pectinida, Pectinidae. Gene Ontology annotation, cellular component: nucleus. Gene Ontology annotation, biological process: negative regulation of DNA-templated transcription. Gene Ontology annotation, molecular function: transcription corepressor activity.
UCAAGAAAUUUAACUUAGUCGUUUGCCGUAAAAAAGCAUCAAGAUGGGGAAGGGGUUCAAUAAUUACAUGACCAAGAAGUUUUUUCAUCCAGCAAGCAAGGAAAACAUAAAACGCGUGUGGAUGGCAGAACAAAAAACUCAAUUUGAUAAGAAAAAACAGGAGGAUUUGUUAGCUCAGUAUCAAAAAGAACAAGACAUGUACAGAAACAGGGCUCUGCUUGGGGAUGAAAAAGCCAAACUAGGUUUGAGCUUUAUGUAUGAUGCCCCACCUGGUAUGAAGAAGAAAGAGCAAGAAGAUGGAGAGGCAGAAGUGAAAUUUGAUUGGCAGAGAAAAUAUAAUGCCCCUAGAGAACAGUAUGCUAAAGAUGAUGAGAUGAUUCGCGAUCAGCCAUUCGGUGUGGAGGUGAGAAAUGUCCGCUGCAUAAAAUGUCGCAAGUGGGGUCACGUCAACACUGACAAGAUAUGUCCGCUGUUUGGUAAAGAUCUCACAGCUGAGCCAGAACAGCCGGAAAACAGUGCCUCCUCUCUAAUAGAGAGUAUGCAGGAGGAUGGAUUUGCACUCAAACAGAGCAUCUUGGGGAGGAUGUCCGAUCCACGAGCUUCCAAUGAGCAAAUCAUUGACAGCGAGGAUGAAGAUGACCCAGAGGUCCAGUUUCUCAAGUCGUUGACUCCUAAACAGAAGAAAAAAUUGCUGAAGAGGUUGAACAAACUUCAGGACAAAAGUUCAGGGAAACGAAAAGGAGAUAAAAAAACAAAAAAGAAAAAGAAAAAAAGGAAGAGAUCAUCGUCAUCAGAUUCAGAUGAUAGUCCCAAAAAGAGACGACACAGAAAAGAGCUUCAAGUGGAUAGUUUUAGCAGUAAUAGUGAUAGCUCAGAUGAUGAUCCAGUGAGAAAAAGGCCAAAGGAAGACUCAAAGAGGAAACACAAACAGAGAAUGGAUAGUGACUCGGAUAGCAGUCCAUAUAGAGGCAAGCAUGCAGAAAAGAAGCAUUUGGGUAUGCACAUGCGUCAAAACAGCUUUGAGGACCGACAUGGAAUGAUGGGAGGGAAUCGACAGAAAAUCCAUCAUAGGUCUCGUAGCAGUUCUGUGGAGGAAAAGCGAAAAGAAAGGAAAGGUUUUCCAGGUCAAAGCAAAAACCACCGGAAACACAGAAACAGCAGUUCUAGCGAGGACGAGAAAAAAUUUAUAAGGAUGGAACCACGAAGUCAAAGAGAUAGACAUGAUUCUAGUGAUAAGGAAGUAUCAAAAUCUUCAAGAGGAUCAAAUCGAGACAAAACAAAACAAUCAGCUGAUGUUAGGGAAAGAGACUCCAGACAAAAUGGUUAUCAGUUCCAAGAAAAAAGGGACUCAUCCUCUCGUCGAGACAGACAUUCUCCAGUCAUAAGAGGGAGAAAGGCAAGUCUUUCUCCACACCGACAUAGGUCAAGGUCAUAUGAAAGAGGUCGAAGGUCAAGGUCAGGAGAUAGAGGUCAGAGAUCAAGAGAAGGAAGAAAAAUUGAAAAUAACAGACAUAAAGAUCGUCACAGUGUCAGAAGGAGAGAGAGAUCAGACAGCCAUUAGGAAAUUUCAUCCUUACAGGAAACGAACUUCAAUAUUUCUGUGUGCUAUUCUUUUGACAAUGCUACAUGUUAACUGAAAAAUAACAUUCGUACAUAAAGAUAUUUUUGGGGGUGCUUUCUUCAGAUGAAACAGUCAUAAAGUACAUAAUGACUUCUUUAAGGUCAAUAUUUCUUUGCUUGGGAAAACUUGUACAUAUGAAAGUUCAAACACUCCAUACUAUCAUUAUCCAGUUCCUAGCUUUAUACAUUAUAUUAGAGCAAUAGCAAACUUCUCUACAAUGUGAUAAUCUGUUUUCCAAAUUAAAGGAAAUUUACAGAAUCAAAUUUCAAACUGUUACCCUAAACUAAUGUGUAUAAGAUCAAAGACGUAAAAUCUGUUUGUAUAUUUGUAAAUAUAUUUUAUAAACUGGUGACCAAAACAAAUUGAAUUAGAUAUCAAUGUGUGAAAGAAGUUACCUAUAGAUGUUUACAGUAAAUCUGCUUAAACUCAGUUGAGAUAUGAUGACUCUGACAUGCUUGAGCCACCACAUAAUUAUGUACAUUUGACAUACUGGUACUGUGUAAUCUUAAAUUACAAUGCAGUACAUAAUUACAGCAUGUGUUAUUGUCCAUGAUCAAAAACUGAUUAGCUCUGUGAUCUCGUGCAGUUUUAACCGAGCAGUUUAUACUGUACAAAUGUAUUAAAAUUUAGAUACAUUUUAUACUGUAAAUGUUUCACUAUGCCUCACGAGUUGUUUGUAAAUGAAAUUUUCCUUACCCUGA